UUACAGCCGAGAAUAUCCAAUUCGCUAAUGGUUCAAGUCGGCAGCCGUAAUUUCUUUGGGAUCGCGACAAGCUGCAUGAGCUCACCUUUGAGCAAUCUUGCUUUUUCUUCCAUCCAACUAACAACCACCGAAAUCUAUCUCAUCUUGUGGUAUCAAUCGAAUUGGUUAUAAUGUCAGCUUCCGAUCAAGACCCUUUACUCCUCUUGCGCCAAUCAAUCGCCUCAGAAAGUCCUUGCAUACCCACCACCACAGAAGAUGGCUCUUCAGCAUCCUCAGUAGACCUGAGUUUAGCAACAGCAACCUACUUACAUUUCACCUCACCCGUCCAAGUAUCGAUUCCACUUACGACACCCACGCGUUUCAUAUCGUCUGACAAACCUGUGAACCUUCGUAGCAUCUACUUUGCGUGGCAGCAACGCGAACUUGCGAUUCCGGAAUAUAAUGCAUCGUCAUCGGCCUUGAGCGCGCAACUCGCAGGAGACGGUGGCGCUGGAGGUGAAAUUCAAAACUUGUCGUUUGUGGAACGCUUGGAUCUUAUUACGUGGUUAGAGGGCGCGUCGGAUGAAUCGCAGUAUAUUAAGCCUUUGGCUUCGGAUACGUCAAAUGCGUUGGCGUCGGCACAGGUUGCUUCUGGGGCGGCUGGGGGAAUAGUCCCAGUUACUAGUGGUGCUGCGGGGAGACAGGGUAAAAUUAUUGAUCCUAGGUUGGCGGAGAUUUACAAUGGUGAAAGGAGGAUGGGAGAUAGGAAUAGUGUUUUAAGAGGGAUUAAGCCCACGGUAUGUGCUUGUUGCCAUGUCUUGAUCUCUGCAAGAAGUAAAAAUAUGUGGAGGUGAAAACUAAUUAAUUUAAUGUAGGAUUUCUCUCACGUCCGUAAACUCGCAUCGCCAUUCCUCUCACGCAAAUCUGCACACUCCGCCGCACAAAAUCUUGCAAACAACCCAGCACUCGCCCAUAACCUUAAAGCUCCCGCUCGCCGUCCAGAUCCCAUCAUACUUCUCUCUCCUUCUGCGUCUUCUAUUCUUCGCAUGUCUAAUAUCAAAUCAUUCCUCGAAGGCGGCGCAUUCAUCCCCCCGGACUCUGCAAGUUCUACGUCCAGCUCCUCAGCCUCCAUCCUACAUAUUUCACGUUUCAUACCUUCCAUAGAUCCUGCGCGGCCAAUUCGUUUCAUUAUUGUGGAUACACCAGAGCAAUUCAAGCCCGACUAUUGGUCGAAGGUUGUGGCUGUCUUCACUACUGGCCAGAUUUGGCAGUUUAAAAGCUACAAAUGGCCACAGCCUACAGAUUUAUUCAGGAACACUCUAGGGUUAUUUGUAGGAUUCAGAGGAGAAAGUCUCCCGGAUACAGUUAAGGGAUGGGGAAGUGGAGUCUUAGCUUCGCAAGUUGAAAGAUGGACUCCACAAGCAGGUCCGGCCAGUAGGUGGAGGGAUAAGGAAGUAGUGGAGAAUAUUUGGAAGGCGAUUGAGGGGAAUAUGAAAGCUAAGGGUUGGAGGAGGGAUUCUGGUCCGGUUAUUUGAGGUGAGGCAAAGAGGAAAGGAGUAGAUAUUAUCAAAGAGCGGUUCGUCGUGAAUGAAUAAAAUUGGCGCUCAGGAGUUACUACUAUACUAGUUGAUCUAGGAAGAAGGGCAUUAGGAGAUUCUAUGAAAUGGUUGGUAAUGGUAGAGCUGUGUGAUGAACAUAGCCUUUACAGGCGUCGAGGCAUAUUAUAUUUGAUAAAUCGCAAGAUCACAAUGAACCUAAGUUGCAUUUAGAGUUGAGAGCUGGGCUGCCUUUUGCUGUACCAAACACAAAU
Molecule: messenger RNA, 1789 nt
Organism: Sclerotinia trifoliorum
Lineage: Eukaryota; Fungi; Ascomycota; Leotiomycetes; Helotiales; Sclerotiniaceae
Source: the annotation of a GenBank genome assembly